Metarhizium album ARSEF 1941 is the source of this 1566-nucleotide messenger RNA. RefSeq names its product streptomycin biosynthesis protein StrI. The record is from RefSeq and is a predicted model, not a curated record. NCBI's taxonomy places the organism in Eukaryota, Fungi, Ascomycota, Sordariomycetes, Hypocreales, Clavicipitaceae. Gene Ontology annotation, molecular function: nucleotide binding. The coding region runs from base 1 to 1566 and encodes 521 amino acids. The transcript has a single exon.
AUGGCUGGCGUUGUCGACCCAGAGUCCGCCAACAAGGCGACCACGGCUCUCGAGAGACCUGACAUGUCCAAAACUCCACCCCGCUUCGUCAUCAUCGGCGCCGGCUCCCGAGGGAAUGCCUACGCAGACGCAAUUCAAAAAGUCUGCAACGGAGUGGUAGCUGCAAUCUGCGAGCCCCUGAAAUUCAAGCGAGAGACCCUUGGUCAGAAAUACAUCUGGGGCAGGAGUCCCCCUCAAGAAGGCCAAUCCUUCGGCAGCUGGACCGAGUUUGUCGACUACGAAAAGAACCGUCGAAGGCGUGCUGCUGCGGAUGAAAGGGUCCCUGACGGCGUUGACGGCGCCUUUGUAUGCGUCCUUGACGAUAUGCACAGACAAGUUGUCGUAGCUCUUGCCGAGCUGGAUUUGCACAUCAUGUGUGAGAAGCCGCUUGCAACCAACUUGGACGACUGUCUGGCAAUGUACAAGGCUGUCAAGCCCCUAAAAGGCUCCAAGAUCUUCUCCAUCGGUCACGUCUUGAGAUACAGCCCUCACAAUCUCAUGUUGCGAAAAUUACUUGUCGACGAGCAAGUGAUCGGUCAUGUGAACAGUGUUGUCCACACGGAACCUGUGGGAUGGUGGCAUUUUGCCCAUUCUUUUGUCCGAGGAAAUUGGAGAAAUGACAAGACCUCUGCACCAUCACUCUUGACCAAGAGUUGUCACGACAUGGACCUCUUGCUCUGGCUCGUCUCAGCACCCGCCAAAGCUGGCCGAGGAGAGCCACACCUCCCUGACUACAUCACGUCAACUGGCGGAGUGCAAUUCUUCAAGAACAGCCGCAAGCCUGCCGCCGCCGGGAAUGCCACCAACUGUACGAAAUGUCCCCUUGGAGACUCCGGCUGCAAGUUCUCCGCCAAAAACAUCUACCUGGGCAACAGAAUUGGGCUCGCCCGCGGAAACACCAAGUGGCCCGUCGACAUUGUCGUCCACGACAUUGAGGACUACAAGACGGACGAAGAGCGCCGCCAGGUCGUGCUCAAGGCACUCAGCCAAGACUGGGACGAAUCCACCCCCAAGGAGGAGGUAAGCAAACGCCAGUGGUAUGGCCGCUGCGUCUACGAAGCAGACAACAACGUCUGUGACGAACAGUUCGUCACCAUCACUUGGGCCGAGUCCGUACGCCCAGCCAAGCGUGUCACCUUCCACAUGUCGGCGCAAACCAAGCGACAGUGUGAACGUGUGAGCACAUUCUACGGUGAACACGGUGAGAUUCACGCCGACUCGAGGAGGAUUACUGUAGAGAAUUUUGCUACGGGAGAGACCAAGACAUAUGAGCCUACUACUACUGACCUUGGCCACGGGGGUGGCGACACGGGACUCGCACAGCAGUUUGUGCUAGCAUGCGACAGGGUCAAGAACCACGACUGGGAUGCAGGCAAGGCUCAGAAUGAGCUCGUAGGAUGUACUCUGGAGGAUAUCAUUCGUAGCCACGCACUUGUGUUUGCUGCUGAAGACGCUAGAGUGAACAAAAAAAUUGUCGAUUGGCAACAGUGGUGGGAUGAGCAUGUCACCAAAGUUGUUAGUGCUUGA